This is a messenger RNA of Cavia porcellus (domestic guinea pig), 3347 nucleotides long. It is a transcript of the gene Rad54l, whose product is annotated as RAD54 like. Bases 582 to 2828 code for a protein of 748 amino acids. Gene Ontology annotation, cellular component: nucleus. Gene Ontology annotation, biological process: reciprocal meiotic recombination; double-strand break repair via synthesis-dependent strand annealing. NCBI's taxonomy places the organism in Eukaryota, Metazoa, Chordata, Mammalia, Rodentia, Caviidae. The transcript has 18 exons. Gene Ontology annotation, molecular function: ATP binding; ATP-dependent chromatin remodeler activity; DNA translocase activity. The record is from RefSeq and is a predicted model, not a curated record.
GAUUAACUCGGCCUGGCGCCUGUUAACGCGCGCUUCGGGAAGAGGAAGGUUGAGGGACUUCUGCGUGUACCUCUGUCAGUCUCGGCCGCUCUCUUAGCACCUCCAGUGUUUUACUACUCCUUCCUGGAUCCGAAUAUCUUCCUCAGUCCAGACUGGCAUCCUCUCCCCCGCCCUGGGAAAUCCACCUCCGGUUUCAGAAGACUCUCCCCCGUUAACCUCAUUUCUCUUCCCUACUACGAUUUCCCACCCCUCUACCUGUACCUGUCCCCCCUCUUCACCUUCCUGAGAUCAUUAUUCCUACUUAACCCUGUCCCCCCAGUCCUACACUUAAUUGUCUCUGCCGUAACUUUUCCUCUUUGACUUCGUCUCUUGCCUUGGCUCACUGGCGACCGACAUUUUCAGUUUGGACCCAUUCCCAUCCCCUGGCUAGAUUCUCCAUCGAUAGUUCCUCUUUAAUUAUCCCAUCUUCUCCAUGAUGUAGCAGUGCUCUCAAUACACACCCUGGUCCGGCAUCCUCUGUGGCUGAGUGCUUUCAAUCUUUAACCCAUGGGUACUUAACAUAUUCUGCUUCUGAGUCCAGGAUGAGAAGGAGCUUAGCUCCCAGCCAGUUGGCCAAGAGAAAAUCAGAGGGUAGGUCCUCUGAUGAUGAAGAUUGGCAGCCUGAGACAAUGACUCCUAAGAAACGGAAAUCCAGCAGUGAGACUCCGAUCCAAGAGUGUUUCCUAUCUCCUUUUCGGAAACCUUUGACUCAGCUAACCAAUCGACCACCCUGUUUGGAUAGCAGUCAACAUGAGGCGUUUAUUCGAAGCAUUUUGUCAAAGCCUUUUAAAGUUCCCAUUCCAAAUUAUCAAGGUCCUCUGGGCUCUCGGGCAUUGGGCCUGAAAAGGGCUGGGGUCCGCCGAGCUCUCCAUGACCCCUUGGAAGAAGGUGCCUUGGUUCUGUAUGAGCCUCCCCCAUUGAGUGCUCAUGACCAGUUGAAGCUUGACAAGGAAAAGUUCCCUGUCCAUGUGGUUGUUGAUCCUGUUCUCAGUAAGGUUUUGCGGCCUCAUCAGAGAGAGGGUGUGAAGUUCCUGUGGGAAUGUGUCACCAGUCGGCGCAUCCCUGGUAGCCACGGCUGCAUUAUGGCUGAUGAGAUGGGCUUGGGAAAGACACUGCAGUGUAUCACGUUGAUGUGGACACUUUUGCGCCAGAGUCCAGAGUGCAAGCCAGAAAUUGACAAAGCAGUGGUGGUGUCACCCUCCAGCCUGGUGAAGAACUGGUACAAUGAGGUUGGGAAGUGGCUUGGAGGAAGGAUCCAACCUCUGGCUAUCGAUGGAGGAUCUAAGGAUGAGAUAGACCAGAAGCUGGAAGGAUUCAUGAACCAGCGUGGAGCCAGAGUUCCUUCUCCCAUCCUUAUCAUUUCCUAUGAGACCUUCCGUCUUCAUGUUGGAGUCCUUCAGAAAGGAAGUGUUGGACUGGUCAUAUGUGAUGAGGGACAUAGGCUCAAGAACUCUGAGAAUCAAACUUAUCAGGCCCUGGACAGUUUGAACACCAGCCGGCGCGUGCUCAUAUCUGGGACCCCCAUCCAGAACGAUCUGCUUGAAUAUUUUAGCUUGGUUCACUUUGUUAAUUCAGGCAUCCUGGGGACUGCCCAGGAGUUCAAGAAGCAUUUUGAGUUACCAAUUUUGAAGAGUCGAGAUGCAAAUGCCAGUGAGGCAGAUAGGCAGCUAGGAGAAGAGCGGCUGCAGGAGCUCAUCAGCAUUGUGAACAGGUGUCUGAUACGGAGGACAUCUGAUAUCCUUUCUAAAUAUCUGCCUGUGAAGAUUGAGCAAGUGGUUUGUUGCAGGCUUACAUCCCUUCAGACUGAGUUAUACAAGAAAUUUCUGAGACAAGCCAAGCCAGCAGAAGAACUGCGUGAAGGCAAGAUGAGUGUGUCUUCCCUUUCUUCCAUCACGUCACUAAAGAAGCUUUGUAAUCAUCCAGGUCUAAUCUAUGACAAGUGUGUAGAAGAGGAGGAUGGCUUUGAGGGGGCCUUGGACAUCUUUCCCCCUGGUUAUAGUUCUAAGGCUCUAGAACCACAGCUCUCAGGUAAGAUGUUGGUCCUUGAUUACAUUCUGGCGGUGACUCGAAGUCGCAGCAGUGACAAAGUAGUGCUGGUGUCCAAUUACACCCAGACACUGGAUCUCUUUGAGAAGCUCUGCCGAGCCCGAAGGUACUUGUAUGUCCGCCUGGAUGGCACGAUGUCCAUUAAGAAGCGAGCCAAGAUUGUGGAACGCUUCAAUAGCCCCUCGAGCCCUGAGUUUGUCUUCAUGCUGAGCAGCAAGGCUGGGGGCUGUGGUCUCAAUCUUAUUGGGGCCAACCGGCUGGUCAUGUUUGACCCUGACUGGAACCCAGCAAACGAUGAACAAGCCAUGGCCCGGGUUUGGCGCGAUGGUCAAAAGAAGACCUGCUAUAUCUAUCGCCUGCUGUCUGCAGGAACCAUUGAGGAGAAGAUCUUCCAGCGGCAGAGCCACAAGAAGGCACUAAGUAGCUGUGUGGUUGAUGAAGAGCAGAAUGUAGAGCGGCACUUCUCUCUGGGCGAGCUGAAGGAGCUAUUUACUCUGGAUGAGACUAGCCUUAGUGAUACACAUGACAGGCUUCAUUGUCGCCGAUGUGUCAAUAGCCGUCAGGUCUGGCCACCCCCUGAUGGUUCUGACUGCACUUCAGACCUCGCUCAGUGGAACCACAACACUGAUAAGCAAGGUCUGCAGGAUGAGGUACUCCAGGCUGCCUGGGAUGCUGCCUCCACAAGCAUCACCUUUGUCUUCCACCAGCGUUCCCAUGAAGAACAGCGAGGGCUUCAUUCAUGACCAUCUGAUCCAAGUGUAGCUGUUAGAGGAAAGAUACAGGGAAAGGGGUUCCCUGUCCCACCAUACCCUGCUGAAUUUUGUUCUCUGGGAGAAAAACAUCAAGAAGGGCUGCAUGAUGUUUGCCCAAAAUUUAUUUUAUAAGAAAAACUUUUUUUGGUUAAAAAAAAGAAAAGAAUAAAGGUAUGAAAGGGACUGAGGCCUGAGAGCAGUGUGGUAAGCCCAGAAGGAAAGAGGCCUGGUAGUGGGCACGCCUACACUUCUCUAAAGCCUAUGUGCCUGCUUGAGGAGGGGAGGCGGGAACCUAGGGCAAGGGGAGGGAAUUGUCUUCAGUGACAAUGAUGACCACUGUGACCACCUGGCCCAGGGUUCCCAGAGGACUGAGUAAGGGGCCCAAAGGCUUCUAAGCCCAACUGUGGGAAUGCCUUAGCUGGGCAAUACCAAGGCCUCCAGGACCUCAGUGCAAGGGAAAAUGGAAAAAGAGGAAAAAGGUGACAGAAAGAGAAAGAUAGAAUUGAUGGU